Molecule: messenger RNA, 1748 nt
Organism: Cryptomeria japonica (Japanese cedar)
Lineage: Eukaryota; Viridiplantae; Streptophyta; Pinopsida; Cupressales; Cupressaceae
Exons: 2
Coding region: 872-1435 (187 amino acids)
Source: RefSeq, a predicted model, not a curated record
GGUAUCUUGUAUAAUUUUCUGUGAUAUAUGCCUGACCUAUUUUGUUUGUAUACAUAUUUUUCGAACGAUGAAAAGUAAGCAUUUAAAAAACAACCCAUACAUAAAAAUUUCCUGCAGAGGGUUGACGAAUGCGGUGAAAGGAGAAGGCGGGCAGCAAGGCGAGCACUUGAUUGCAUCGCAGUUUAAGUUUUUCAAGACAGAUCGAAUUUCAGCAUAGCAGCAAGCAACAACAGUUGAUCUCAGAUUGGACAAGAGCACACAACCCAUCAAUCGAUAGCAGAACCAUUUCUGAUCUCAGAGUUAUUUUACAUCUCACCAGAGGAAGCCGCACUUUACAUACUACCACUGCAUAAGUAUAAAUUUGGCGCACAGUAUCACAUUUAGAUUUGCAGGCGAGUUCAGCGACAUCAAAUUUUCUGCUCCAGUUGAAGAGUAUUAGUUUUACUGGUCAUCUUGGAAUGUUGAUGCCGGUUUGCGGAGAUCAUCCAAAUUGAAAAGAAACAUAUUAUUCGAAUUACUGCUGGAAGCAUCGUCCUUAGUUACAUUUUCAUAUUCAUCUCCCUACCUAGCGGAAAUGAUUCAACUUUGACAGAUCUAGAGAAUCCCUCAGAUUUGGAGACUCCCUCAGGGAAAUAUUUGAGAUCGGAUAAAUAUAUGUGUUUUCUUCAAGAUAAGGUUCCGAUCAGUUUGGAGGAGUAUUCAGACCGCUAUCCCUCAGAUUAUACUUAGUUUUUAGACCUUAUUUGUCAGCAGCAAGGACGACAUUAAGUGGGCUUCGAUCUUGCACCUAGGAGUCAUCAUAAUUGAGGAUUUUGGGCUUGCAUCUCAUCGCUAUUCUUGGGAGCAUCAAAUCAGGAGGACUUAAUUUCAGAUGGCCGUUGGCAUGCAUCAAAAUAGGUGUUGGGGAGAUGAGGCGGUGUCUGAUCCGCUCCCCCCCAAAGAUCCUUUUGGCUCUCGAACAAGACAUGUUCUGCAAAGGGUGUUCAAGGACAACAAAUGGGUUGAUGUCUUGGCCUCGCCUACUUGCGUUAAAACAUCCCAAUCCGAUUUCCCUUCUUCUGCAUAUUUUAAAGGGUACUUUCGACGGGAUCACAAUUUUGGGAAAUGGCAGAAGGAUAGGCAAAGGCGGAAUGUUAGGGUUUUUGGCAAUAAGGCUCAGAUUGAUUUGCCGAAUGCUUUUGCGAAUUUGCAACCACUUUCAAAGGAUUCAGGAGGUCAUUUGCAGAAUUUGGAAUUGUCCUCUCAGCCUGCUUCAAUUUUGAUCCCGUUGAUUGAUGCCUCAGAUGCCAUUUUGGGGAAGAAGGCUCAUGAUCUUCGGGCUUUGGUAGUUGUGAUUCAAGUGUGGGGUGAUUCUAUUCCUCUGUCAAAACUUCAUUACAAACUUCAUGCUCACUGGGCCUUGGAGUCUUGGGCCUUGGAGUCUUGCGGUGCAUAGACAAUUUGGUCCCUUUUGGGUGAUGACACUUUGUGGACAUGGUGGUCUCAUUUUGGGGUGCCAUCUUCUUCAUUGAUUCCUAUAAGCUUUUUCCAAGCUUCCUUUAUAUCUAAUGUGAUUGAUAUUGUAAUCAGGGGUUGUAUCUGGGUUGCCUAUGGGCUUUUGUAAUGGGUAAAUAGGCUUUUGUUUUUUGAGCAAUACUGAAGGGUUUUCUUACUGGUUCUUUCCCUUCAGUGCUCGUUGAACCAGACACCAUGUAAAAAAAAUAUAAAGAUUUAAUAUAAUUUCAGUGGUUCAUCCACUUUUAUCAAGA